AUGACUGUGGUUUCCUGAGCACCCAGACAGUCAGAGAACCAAUCAGAGAGCCAUUUCGAGAGCCAGUCAGAGACGGCUAUGAGAGGCUGUCGUUCUCGGGGCAGAAGCUUCCUCCAGGGUUCCCCGGACCCUUUAUCUUCCCCGAGGGGCUGUCGUCAAUAGAGACACUGCUCACUAACAUCCAGGGCUUGCUGAAGGUUGCCAUCGACAACACGCGCGCUCAGGACAAGCAGGUGCAGACGGAGAAGUCAGAGCUGAAGAUGGAACUGUUCAGAGAGAGGGAGCUGAGAGAGACACUGGAGAGACAGCUCACCAUGGAGCAGAAAAACAGAGUGCUGAUCCAGAAGCGUCUGAAGAAAGAGAAGAAGACGAAGAGGAAACUUCAGGAGGCUCUGCAGUUUGAGUGUAAACUGAGAGACCACGCUGAGCAGACACUGCAGCAGACUGGAGCGUCAGACAGAGCCCUCUGUGACUCACUGACCCAGGAAGUAGACAACGGUAACCAAGGUAACGGCAGGACUGACGCAGAGGCAGCGAUACAAGAUGGAAGACUCUUCCUGAAAACCACAGUGAUGUAUUGAAGUCGACAUGAAGAGAAGAUGGAUUCGAGCACCAUUGGAGAGAUUCCAGGGACUUGCAGCAGCAACAUCAUGGACGUUUCAGUACUCCACACUGUCAUUAAAGACGGACAAUACACAACAAAGAACAAAUAAUCAAAGAAUUGUCAUAACGGUGUUACGUGCAAAACCACUGUAUUUCACAGCAACACAUUCACAGAAAAGUGGAACUGAAGGAGAGAUUUUUCUACUUUAUUUAAACCAGCCCGAAUGCUCAGAGACAAAUCCACUUCCGAUUUUUGACUUGUAUUCCUGUCUCAAGUUUUAUAAGAUUUCAAUGUUUUAAAGCAUAAUGUCACGAAGGUAAUCUAGAGGGUAAUUUAUUACGUUAUUUCUGUACAUAAAUUCAUACAAUGUUUCAUUACAAUAUUUGUUUUUGUUGUUUAUUCUAGUAAUGAAAAAUGACAGUUAGUCCUUUGCCAUUGUUGUCAGACGAAAUCAGAUCAGAUGAAAGGUAAAGGAUUCCUGACCCAUGGUAUGCUGUGUACAUAAAGUAAAGAGAUUGUAUUGUAAUGCAGUAGAUCAGCUCGAUGAAAAAAUAAUACAAACA
Messenger RNA from Salvelinus namaycush (lake trout), 1167 nucleotides. RefSeq names its product dachshund c (gene dachc). The transcript has 5 exons. The annotation marks the transcript as partial. The record is from RefSeq and is a predicted model, not a curated record. Lineage: Eukaryota; Metazoa; Chordata; Actinopteri; Salmoniformes; Salmonidae.